AGUGGAAACAUUUUCUUUUCAAAAUUAUACCAGUAGAAAUGCUGAAAUGUAUAUUUUUUUUUUUCCCAGGUUAGGGUCGAAAACACACCUCAAGUAUAACAAUUUUUUGAGAUAGGUCCUACCCAAAUUAUUAAGUGUGAGAGUUUUCUACCUAAACUAUCACCAACUAAUUUGCAAAACAUAACUCAACUAUCAGUUGUUCACUUUUCCUACUUGAACUAUUACUAGUUAGUUUGCAAAAAACACCUUACAAAGUUUAGAUAGGGAACUGAAAAAAUGACACUUGAGAUGUGUUUUUGACUUUUAUCUCUUUUUCUUCAUAAGUUUGUUUUUUUCACAAGUUUUGGCACAAGCAAUUGGUGUUUAAUAUCCUGGCAAAAUUUCAUCCAGCUCAAUUAAUAUUAUCUAGUGUGUGUGGCUUUUGUUUCAGGGAGGACGCAACCUUUCUUUUCUUCAUGAUCCUUGGUGAUUAAUUUCUUGUAAAAACAAAAAUAAGGUAGAAUAACAUUGUCUAAAAGCAAAGAAUUUAUUUUGAAUGUAUCUUGCGGGAGUUUCGGGAGAAUCAGAAGGUUGAUCUCGCAAGCAACGUACUUCGUGAUUCUGAACAUCAAAAGCAGCAGCUCCACUAAUAUACACAAGGUUGUGGUCAAAGCAAAGGAUAAAGUGUGAAUCCGAAUACCUUCACUUGGUAACAUUCUUUAUAAAUUCCACCUUCAUGAUCGGAUGGUCUACCUACACCUUACCCGUGUACACCAAAAGCAAACUACGCUGACCAGGCUUAAAAAAACUUCCGAGUUCCUUGGAAAUCGAGGGAUCGAUAGCCUAAUAAGGUCCCUUACACUAUACUUUUUUGACAAGAGGUUAAGUAUUUAUAGGUAAAAAUGUCCGAUUGGGGUCCGGUGUUUGUGGCGGUGGUGUUGUUCGUCCUGUUAACGCCAGGUCUGCUGGUUCAGAUGCCGGCUCGCAACCGAUUUGUUGAGUUUAGCAACUUUCAGACGAGUGGAUUGUCGAUAUUGGUUCACUCACUCAUCUACUUCGUCCUCAUUUGCAUCUUCUUAUUAGCCAUUGGGAUCCAUAUGUACACGGGUUAAAACUGUUUACUAUUUGGUGAUCAUGUCGACCAUUUUUUGUUUUUUUACUAUUUGGGUUGCGUCAGAAUUGGCUGUCAUUCGUCAUGCAUCUUUUUCUUUUUGGCUUUUGCUUCUUUCUCUCCUUUUUACCAUUCAAGUUUCAAUUCAAUCUAUUUAUGAUUUGAUGUGAUGUAUCAUCGGUUGGGAAAGCUCUAGUUAUUGAUAAUUGAUCUUUUUUGUUUCUCUGAACUACUACUAGUCUGUGAUCUUCCUGGUGUGAUGGGAAUUUAAUAUUCUAGUGAUCUUUUCUUGUACUCCUA
This is a messenger RNA of Lycium barbarum (goji berry), 1390 nucleotides long. RefSeq lists its product as uncharacterized. NCBI's taxonomy places the organism in Eukaryota, Viridiplantae, Streptophyta, Magnoliopsida, Solanales, Solanaceae. Bases 882 to 1091 code for a protein of 69 amino acids. The record is from RefSeq and is a predicted model, not a curated record. The transcript has a single exon.